CGGCCGCUGGCGUCAGUCCCCGGUGGUCGGGCGCGCGCGGCGGAGCUGAGUCGGUGCCUGAGGGGCCGCGCCGCUGCACAGCACGUGCGCUCGGGUUUUCGUGUCCUUCUUCUUCCUGGAUGGAGCAUUGAUUGGUGAGCGUUUACUCAAGAUAGAAAUGUUGGUGAUUGCUGAAUAGCCUUCAAUUUCUUGCCCGCAGAGGCAGGGACUGGUAGCAGUGACGCAACAGAGAUCUAAUGAGCGUGGCGAUGCGGCAGAACCGGCGACCGCUGCUCGUCGCGGUCGUCAUCUCCACCACGGUGUGCUGGGUGGUGCUGGCCACGUACAUUAACCCCGGCCCCGCCCUCGGCUCCGGCCCCACCGCCGCCCCCGGCCCCGCCCCCGGCCCAGGCCCCGCCUUCGCCCCGGCGGCUGCUGGCGAGGCGCUGUCGCUCGCGGACCCGGUCGCCUGGAGGGGCUUCUCGAAGAAGGAGAUCUCUCAACUGUCGACACUUGGCCGGAUGCUUUUCUUGCAAGAUACUGCGAACCUCACUCGAAGAAACAAAACCUUUACCGUCCUUAUUUGGAAAAACGGACUCAAUAUGGAAAAUAGACAUAUUUUCCAACAUGAUCCUUAUGAAGAUUGCUCAGUACGUAACUGCCGUAUAGAAUACGACGAUAAAUUCUUGUCCAAAGCAGACGCGGUUAUUUUUCAUCUUCAUCGGACGAAAAGCAUAAAUGAGCUACCUCGACGUUUGCCAGAGCACAGAAACCAAAGAUGGAUAUUUCUUACUGAUGAAAGUCCUCAUCAUACAUUUCUGUUUGACAGAAGUACUAAUAAAUUAAAAAACUAUGUCGGCGUUUUUAAUUGGUCUAUGAGCUACAGAAUGGAUUCCGAUGUGCCGGUGCCUUACGGUCGCGCCAUCCCCUUGACGAAGGAAGAAGCUGCAGCUGCCCUGGCGACAAUUCCUGUGUCGAAAAAUUAUGCCCUCGGCAAAACCGGCACCGUCGCUGUGAUGGGGUCAAAUUGUGGCGGCUGGAACCAUCGGUGGGACUACGUCCGCGAACUGCAAAAGCACAUGCGCGUAGACGUCUACGGAGGCUGCGGCAAUGAUUCGAAAGCGUGUCCUGGAGGCUUCACGAAAGACUGCCCGAAAAUCAAGAACUAUAAAUUUUAUUUGGCGUUCGAAAAUUCAAACUGCCGAGAUUACGUCACUGAAAAAGUGUGGUGGAACGCUGGAAAUAUAAAUAUAAAAUUGUGA
Messenger RNA from Gryllus bimaculatus (two-spotted cricket), 1241 nucleotides. The record is from the annotation of a GenBank genome assembly. NCBI's taxonomy places the organism in Eukaryota, Metazoa, Arthropoda, Insecta, Orthoptera, Gryllidae.